AUGUUAAAAAAUAACUAUAACCCUGAUAUUAGUGAUGAUGAUUAUAUAAGUGAAAAACAAAUUUUUCAAGGAUCUAAUAAAACAAUAUUAACAGUUGAAUCUAUUCAUGUAGUUAAGGGAAUUGAUAAAAAUAUUAAGAAAAAGAUAGAAGAAGGAAAAGUAUAUUUAAAUGAUAUAAGUCCUGUAAAGAAUGCUGAAAUUGAAGAAGCAUUUUUAAAAAGUCUAUGUGAUAAUAUUCCACAGAAUAACGUGUAUAUAAAUGAUGAUAAAGAUUCAAAAGAAUUAAAUAUAAAAAUUGAAGAAAAUUAUAGUUGUUUUAAUAUUGAUACUUCAAAAAUUCUUAAAGAAAAUUCAAAUGAAGAAACCUUUGAAAAUAUAUUGAAAAAUGAUAUUGGUGAUAACAAAGAUGAGUUAAAUUAUUUUAAAAAUAGCUCUAUUAUCAAAAAUGCCUCUAUAUCUGGAAUUUAUAAUAAAUGUAUAUUGAAUAAUUUGCCUGAUACCUUAGAGAAAGAAACAGUUGAUUAUAUAAAAAAAAAAGAAAAGAAACUACAAAAAAAAAGAUUAAAUGCUAAUUUAGAAGCUUUACGUUUACAAUACAUUCCUAUAAAUAAUGAUAAGUUUGCAAGUAUUCCAAGAGAAAUUAAAGAAAAUAUUUUGGCAUUAUUUGCAUGCAUUAUAAUAAAACAUAUUGAUUCUUUUGAUGAUAUAGAAAUUCAAAGUCAUUUAGAAGAUUUAUCAAAAGGUUUUUUAAAACAAUUAUCUGAUUUGUUAUUAAUUGAUCCUUUAGCUUAUCAAUGUAUAAUUAAACCAUUAGAACAGAGAAAGAUUAUUAGAGAUAUAACAGGAGAUAAAAAAAUAUAUCAAUUAUAUGAAAAACCUUUUGUUGAUAACUUAUUAAGCAAAAUAAAUGAUCUUCAACCAAAUAUUGAUUUUCAAUUUAAAAAAGUUGUGGAAGAAUUGAAUAAUGAAAUGGAUUUUUGGCAAAAUGACCAUAUUGAAGAUCCAAAUGAGGAAAUGAGUGAAGGAAGAGAUUUUAUAAAAGGCGACAAUUUACAAGACAUUGAACAAAAAUAUGAAGAUACUAAACGAGAUGUAAAAAAUGAUCCUUUUUUAAAUAAAAAUUUUAUUCCAAAAGAAAAAAAUGAAACAUAUAAUUUUGAAGAAAUAAAUAAUUAUUUUUCGUUGAGCAAAGAAGAAAAUAAUCAAAAUAUUAAUACUUCUGAAUAUUUCAAUAAAGAAGAUGACACUGAUGAAAAAAAAAAUAGUUUAACUUUUAACACAAUCUCUUUGAAUUCUUCAUACAUUGAAGAUGAUCAUAUGUGUAACAAUGAAAAAAAGGUAAUAAGUAAAAGUAAUAAUAAUAAGAAUGAUGAUGUGAAUGAAGAUGAAAAUAGUUUGAAUGAAAAAUAUAAUGAAAAUAAUAAUGACAUUAGUAAGAAUUAUGAAAAUGAAGAGGAAACAAAAGAAAAUGAUGAAAGUGAUAGUAAUAAAAGUUCUAAUAAAAUAAUUAAAAAUAAAAAUGUAAAUGAAAAUGGAAUAAAUUUAUGUGAAAAAAACUUAAGUUUAAAUUUAAAUGAAGAUAAGGAAAAAGAAUGUACAAAAAUAAUUAAUGAAAAAUGUACAAGUGAAUAUAUAGACGAAAAUUCCAUGAUCAAAUCAGAAAUAAAAAAAAAUAAUAAGGAAAAAGAUACAAUUGAUUGUGAAAGUUUUUAUGAUGAGAGUGAUAUUGAAAAACAUUUGAACCAUGGAGUUCCUAUGAAAAGCCCAGAAGUAAAAUCAGUAUUAUUAAGGGAUUUAAUUACAACAUAUAUAAUGACAGGAAAUAAUAAUGCUAGAAUACAAUUGUAUUUUCAGAGAUUUGCAAAAUGCUUAAAAAUUAAUGAACUUUUAAUAUUAAGAAUAGAAGAAAAUCUUGCUGCAGAUUUAAUAAGUGCUUUACAAGCAUCAACUAAUGAAACAUCAAAAAAAAAAAAAAUUAGAAGAAUUAAAAUAGCUUUUGCUGCAUUAGGUGGUGGUGCUUUAAUUGCAUUUACAGCUGGCUUAGCUGCUCCAGGUAUAAUUGCAGGUUUAACAGCAUUAGGUGCAGGUGGAAGUAGCUUAACUGCUUUUUUAGCUUCAGCUAGCGGUUUGGCUUUUAUUGUUUCUUUAUUUGGUGCAGGUGGGGCAGGAUUAACUGGUUAUAAAUACAGUAGAAGAAUAGCUAAUAUAAAAACUUUUGAAUUCAUUAUGUUAAAUGGAAAUAUUUCUAAAUCACUUAGUGUAUGUGUAUGUGUUAGUGGUGAAAUUCAAAGUGAUGAUGACAUAACCCAGCCAUGGUUAGAUGUUUUCCCGAAUUGUUAUUGUGAUUUAUAUUGUUUGAAAUGGGAAAAUCAUUUAUUAAAAACAUUAGGAUCUUUAAUUGAGACAAUGUUAUCUCAAGAAUUUGCAAUAACGGCUAGUAAAAUAUGGUUACAGUACACUAUAGCUAGUACGUUAAGCGCUGCUUUAACAUGGCCAUUGGCACUUAUUAAAUAUGCAUCAAAUUUAGAUAAUGUCUACUUAUUGAUAAGAGAAAGAGCUCAACAAGCUGGUAGAAUAUUGGCGGAUGCGUUAAGUGAUAAAAAUACAGUAGGACAAAGACCAGUUAUUUUAAUUGGUUAUUCCGUUGGAGCUCGUGUUAUUUUUUAUUGUUUAAAAUAUUUGUAUGCUAAAAAGUUAUAUAAUAUUGUGAGUAACGCUAUUUUUAUUGGAUUACCUGCAACGACUAGUGUAAGAGUAUGGGAAAAAAUUCGAAUGGUCGUAACUAAUCGUGUAAUUAAUGUUUAUUCAAAAAAUGAUUGGUUAUUAGGAUUUUUAUAUAGAUAUAUGGAAUGGAAAAUAAAUGUUGCAGGUUUAAUAUCUGUGAAAGUUCCAAAUGUGGAAAAUUAUGAUGCAAGUGGUAUCAUACAUAGUCAUUUAGAUUAUAAAAGGAAAUUAAAAGAUAUUUUUAAUUUAAUUAACUUUGAUAUGUAA
Molecule: messenger RNA, 2991 nt
Organism: Plasmodium gallinaceum
Lineage: Eukaryota; Apicomplexa; Aconoidasida; Haemosporida; Plasmodiidae
Product: conserved protein, unknown function
Exons: 1
Coding region: 1-2991 (996 amino acids)
Source: RefSeq, a predicted model, not a curated record